AUGAUCAAGGCGCUCUCCAGCGGCGGCUGGCUUGCCCUGGCCUUGUUCCUCGCCCUACAAUCGCUAUUCGCCUCAGUCCAAGGUGCAUUCGUCACCUUUGAGAAUUGCUUGCCUAGCAGCUAUACGGAUACCAACCCACCGCGGCUGCAGUUCACGCCAUACUUCGUCGACGCCACCUUCAUUCAGGACUCCACGCACAAUCUGAGCCUCACAAUAUACGGAAAUGUGUCUGGCCAGCAGUUUACUGGAGACUACCCGCCACCAGACUCUCCCUUAUGGCGGGACAAUCAGUCUGCGUUGGGCAAGAUCACGAACGAGGGAAGCGGUGGAGCCAAGCUGGCGACCUUGACGGCCGACUACACCGUCUUGACGUUCACUGCGUAUGAUAACGGCGGCGAGGCAUUUUGCGGUACUCUCGUCAAUGGCUCCUGUCCACUGGGCCCAUACUUCAGCGCAAAUCGCAGCGAUCCCUACGACCUCCCCGCCUUCUUCGUCACCCACGAUUUCGGCAGCUCAUAUUCAUUCUCCACGAUCGCCUCUACCGUUCAUAUCAUUUCAGGAGAUGGACCGACGGUGGCAUGCGUCAGUGCAAUGAUUACGCCUGACCUGGGCACGAAUAUAUCUGGCUUGCUCACGUGGUUACCUGCGGCGAUUCUGAUUCUCAAGGGUGUCGCUACAUUGGCCGCGGCCAUCUGGUCGCCAUGGGGCAGCUCCGAUAUCUUUCGGUGGAGCAGCAAUUAUGGAAGAGACGAGGACUUGUUGAGAUUGGUCACACCGGGCUUCGGCGACUGCCUGCAAUACAUUCAGUUUAUUGUCCUCACGGGCAGUCUGACACUGAACUAUCCUGGCUUCUUCCAGCCAGCAGUCAGCCAGGCCAGCUGGUCUACGCUGCUCUUCAAUGAGAGCUUUGUCAGUGGGGGAAAUGGCACACAAAGUCUUGUGGAUGGGCUCUAUGCUACCAAUGCUACCUACGGCUUGACCACGAUGAGCCAGCUGGUGGGGAUGAGCGAGGCAUCGGAUAUCUGGGCCUGCAUGGCAGUCUGGCUGCUGGUCAUAGCCGCAGUGGUUGUGCUUUUAUGCCAGCUUGGAUUCUUCGGUCGCUGGGUCUACCGCAUGGCCACCCAUACCACGGAAGAGGAUUUGCGCCAGAAGAAUGUGCCCUUUACUGUUGGCAACAUCUUUCGCCUGUUGCUCAAUUUCUUCAUCCUUCCGAUUGUGGCCCUGAGUCUGUUCCAACUCGUCGUAUCCACCCACUCACCAGCCAGCGUCAUAGCAUGCGCGGUGGUGUUGUUGGUGAUAAUGAUGGUCUGUGCAGCCUGGAUCUUGCGUAUGGUCUGGACGACAAAGCCUAGGACUCUGUUGUUCGACGAGAUGCCGACGGUACUGCUUUACGGACCAGUUUACAACACCUACAGCGAUGAUGCGGCGACAUUUGCCCUCGUGCCGGUCUUGAUCACCUUCAUGAGGGGAGUCGCCAUAGGAGCGGUACAGCCAAGUGGCAUUGCGCAGAUCAUUAUUCUGGCUGUCUGCGAAGUUAUCCUGAUCUUGACACUUCUCGGACUUCGACCAUUCCGUGGGAAAACCAGCAUGAACUUCUACCACAUUACUUUCGCACUCGUGCGUCUCAUCGCCGUCCUGCUCAUGAUCGCAUUCGUGCCAACGCUUGGAAUCACUGAGCCCCCAAGAGGCUGGAUCGGCUAUGUUAUCCUACUCCUCCACGCCUGCGUGCUCAUCUUCGGUUUCUUCCUCAACUCAGCACAGACUCUCAUCGAAGUCAUUGCGCGCUCGCUCGGUGCCGGUAGUGACGCACAGAACGGCGCAGUUCGGGGUAGUAUCCUGAGCUGGCGUAUGUUGAAGAAGCGUCCAGACCGACCGGAGCCCGAUCGUAAUAGUAUGAUGAGCAAUGCGGCUAUCCUUCGCGUCUCGAACGGCCAAGACAGGAGUGCGAACUACGGCGGGCGAUCUAGGAGCAUGUCCGGCAGCAGUCAACAACUUCUCAAUAGGAUGAGCGGUUUUGAGAACUUCUCGAGCGCGGGCGAAGUGGUCAACUCACCUGAUCCCGGCUCAGAGAAUCUUGCCUCGAUGACAACAGGAACUGGCGCAAAUGGAAAGCCUGCCGUUACAGCUGCUGGUGGAGCAGAUGCUGAUCCAACGUAUUACCGACCUCCACGACGGAGACCGACGAUGGAGACUGCCCAGAAUGUGCCAGGCACACAGACUAGAAGUACGUACGAUGUACCGUACCAAGACUCGCCAGGUCAUGCGAGAGAGAGCAGCUACGAUAGUACCGGCAUGCAUGGCUCGCCAGCACCUGCGUACAUUCGUGGGCGAAUGGAUUCUGGAGACGACAAUGGUCCUCGAACCGAUUAUGCCGUCCGAGAAGUCGAUCAAUACUACCGUGGCCCACCUCUCAGUGAUGAGCCUUCGCGGAAGCUGAAGACUGGUCCUGCCGACCCCACCGGACCGGCAUCGACUGCACAGAGCUGGUUCUCACGGGUUGUGUUUGGCGUGAAGGGUAAGAAAGAUCAGAGCAAGGGAUUUGAAGUGGUCCGAUCAUCGCGCAUGCCUCCAGGGACGCAACAAGCAGGCGGGCCUCCCGAGGCUCUCGAGCUGCAGCAAAGCCCUGUGAUGCACGAAGAGCCAUAUCGUGACUCUCCGGAAACAUCUCAGGGAGAGAUGCAAGCCAGCGCCGGUGCCGAGAGAUCCAUUGAUCGUGAUCGUUCAGAUACUCCAACUGAUGAUCUCGCUCAACGUCCGCCAACUACUGGAUUCGACUUUGGAUUUGGUUCGGGCAAUGAAGGAGGUGGUGCUGCAAGAGUAAGACCAGACAGUGAGACGGUUCCGCUGGAUCAUCCCGUUCUCGAGCCUAUUAGCACUGAGCAUCGAGCGUCAAUGGGUCUCAUGCCUGCUGUCCGUCGUGUCAGCGAAGAGAGUGUCAACAGUCGGGAAUCGUCACACUAUCCUGAGGAGGAGGUCAAUAUUACUCGCUACUCCGACCAGCCAGUGCCAUCUCUGGAUCCGAUCUCGACUGUCGGCGGCAUCGACUUGCCGUCACGAUUCAACUCCACGGCAACGGCAGCAUCUCGUGCCGCCACCAACAACGCCUAUGCGAGCAACACCACCCGUGGCGGAUCGGACUGGCUUCGUGCUGUUGAUAACCUCGAAUGGAACCACUCUCGCCAGUCUUCACAGCGCAGCCAAGCAGCCCCAGCCACGAGAGGGCCGCUCCACCCAGCACCAACCGUUCCCCGCCGAUCCUCUCGUCGAACCCUGUCACAAGAGGUAGCCGCCCAGCGCUACCAACCCACGACCGAGAACGUCUUCGAAGGGUUCGACUCCAACGGUACUUCACCGGACCUGAUGCGCAGCCCCGUCGACUCGCCCACAGCAGAGAAUGGUCCACCAACAGGCCACUCCCACCACUCAGUCUCGCACCACCGCGCCGCCGACAGCAUCAGCCGAAACAGUAUUGGGGCCAACGCUGCCAUGCAGGCGAGCAGUGCGGAGUACUUUGGCCAGUCGCCGCCGCAGUAG
Zasmidium cellare ATCC 36951 is the source of this 3534-nucleotide messenger RNA. RefSeq lists its product as uncharacterized. The record is from RefSeq and is a predicted model, not a curated record. NCBI's taxonomy places the organism in Eukaryota, Fungi, Ascomycota, Dothideomycetes, Mycosphaerellales, Mycosphaerellaceae. Gene Ontology annotation, biological process: transmembrane transport. Bases 1 to 3534 code for a protein of 1177 amino acids. The transcript has a single exon.